AUGCAUGAGCGCACCUAAGACCGGUCAUAUUAAUUGAUUACCUGAGCCAUUUGCAAUUGCCAACCAGGCGUUGACAAGAUGUUUCUUGUUGACUAACGGUAAACAUGCAUACGCAGAUUAACCCAACGUCACUACAAGCACAUUCAGACCCCUGUCGAUAGCACGCGCCCCAGUGCAAGUCAGUGGAAUAAUCAAUAUAAAAGCAACAAAUACAACAACAAGAAGCGCAACAGCAGCAACAACUGCACCCCCACAAUUGAUAGACGGAAAUGAUGUGGGCCAGUGAUAAGCAAUAAUAGGUCCAGCCUUCAGGGGCGCAGUGUAUGAAAACAAACGGCAUUCCAGCACUAGGGAAAGUGAGGAACAGCACCCAACACCACCAACAUUUCUAAACCCACGCACCCACCGCACUUGCGAAGGACAAGUAUUUUGAUUGCAUUUUGUGCCGCCCCAAUACCGUCGUGAAAAUGUCACGGGAGGAACGCACACCAAUUGUUGACUCUUCGAGCAGCAGUAGCGGCGAUGAGAAACCUGUUGUGCGUAGGCGUAGCACACGCGAUACGGAAUUGGCCCCACCCCCUGGUGCGGGUGGCUGCUGCGAUCCUACAAGCAUGCCGCAUCGUUUCCUGGCCUUGCUUUUUAUGUGCCUCCUGGGCUUUGGUUCCUAUUUUUGUUAUGACAACCCAGCCGCCUUGCAGGAUGUCUUUAAGAAGGAGAUGGACUUGAAUGCCACAGAAUUUACACUUAUCUACUCCAUUUAUUCUUGGCCAAACAUUGUGUUGUGCUUCGUGGGUGGUUUUCUGAUUGAUCGUGUCUUUGGGAUACGCCUGGGCACUAUUAUCUAUAUGUUGAUAGUGCUGUUGGGUCAGCUAAUUUUUGCAGCUGGUGGUCUGCUUGGAAAGUUUUGGCUUAUGAUUGCAGGACGCUUUGUGUUUGGCAUUGGUGCCGAGUCCCUCGCUGUGGCUCAAAACAAUUAUGCUGUGCUGUGGUUUAAGGGCAAGGAGUUAAAUAUGGUAUUUGGGCUGCAACUUUCGGUGGCGCGUUUUGGAAGCACGGUCAACUUUUGGGUAAUGCAGCCUCUGUAUGGAUAUGUGUCAAAGUUUUAUACUGGCUACACGGCAUUAGGUGUGGUGCUUUUCCUGGCGGCCAGCACCUGUGUCAUGUCCUUGCUUUGCACGUUAAUUUUGGGCUGGAUGGACAAGCGUGCGGAACGUAUACUCAAGCGCAAUACCAAUCCCGGUGGAGAAAUUGCCAAGCUCAGCGAUGUUGUCACUUUUAAGCUGGAUUUCUGGAUGGUCUCUGUGGUCUGCGUUGCCUACUAUGUGGCCAUAUUUCCGUUCAUAGCGCUGGGGCAGGCCUUCUUCAUAAAGCAUUUUCUAAUGACGCCAGAGGAGGCUAACAAUGUAAACUCUGUGGUCUAUCUGAUCUCAGCCAUUGCCUCGCCGUUAUUUGGUUUUGUCAUUGAUAAGUACGGACGUAAUGUUACUUGCGUAUUUCUGGCCACAGUCUCUACACUCGUAUCCCAUCUGAUGUUAACCUUCACGGAAUGGAAUCCAUAUAUUGCUAUGGCUAUCAUGGGUCUGUCUUACUCAAUGCUUGCGGCUAGUCUGUGGCCCUUGGUAUCCUUGAUUGUACCUGAAUAUCAGCUGGGUACGGCUUAUGGAUUCUGCCAAUCGGUACAAAAUCUGGGCUUAGCCGUCGUCACCGUUGUUGCUGGCAUAAUUGUGGAUAGCAGUGAUGGUAGCCACUUCUGGCUUCAGCUAUUCUUUAUGGGUUUUCUGCUUAUUUCUCUGGCGGCGACAUGCAUGAUCUGGGCCUACGAUCGCAAACACCAGGGCAACCUGAACAUGACUCCGGUGCAACGCGCCACAUAUCACACCUCCAUCUCAAGCCAACCUGUAACACUGGAUCGACGGCCUCUAUUGGGCAACUAA
Molecule: messenger RNA, 1934 nt
Organism: Scaptodrosophila lebanonensis
Lineage: Eukaryota; Metazoa; Arthropoda; Insecta; Diptera; Drosophilidae
Product: major facilitator superfamily domain-containing protein 1
Exons: 7
Coding region: 468-1934 (488 amino acids)
Biological process (GO): transmembrane transport
Cellular component (GO): lysosome
Molecular function (GO): transmembrane transporter activity
Source: RefSeq, a predicted model, not a curated record